CGGAAGUAAACGUCAAAGCGAUACACGAAGCUCCACAAAUGACACAUUUAAGGUGUUCCUACUAAAUUAUCACAGUUUUAGGUCAUCUCUAUUUGGAAGCAGAUCAACUUGCCGAGACUCAGCAAGAUUAAAGUGGUAUUUCCCCUGCCAAUAACAUAUAGUAGGUGGGAAACAACCGCGAGAAAUGACUAUGGUCAUUUAACGCCAUCCUAGUUUACUAGCGUAACGCAAAUGAUAAUAAUAAUAAUAAUGACAAGUAAGUAACGAACAUAACGCUGAUAUUGGGUCAUGCGCUAUCGUGUAUUAUCAUGGUUCAAAUCAGAUCGUCCAGGGUUUUUUCUAGGAACAACCCUGCUAGUAGGGCUUAUGAUGUUGGUAUAUGUUGGAGGUAUCCAAGCAAGUCUCAGUUUAGGACCAGGAGGAGAAUUCCCACGUUUCAGAGAUGUGUUCUUGUAUGCUGUCAGUCAUGAUGAUUUGCCUUCUCUGGCGGUCAGUGUAUCUCUCCUGCUGUUGUUUGGACCAUGUCAGGAGCGUCGCUGGGGAACAGUCGCCUUCCUUACCCUCUCCACCUUGACAAUGACCAUAUUACCUCUUGUUUACACAUUGGUCCUCUUCGUCUUUGGUUUUGAGGCCAGUCUGGUCUGUGGCUAUGCUGCCAUCCAGUUGGCAUUGUUUGCCGCUCAGUGUCAUCACAUGACAAAGAGGCGACUGCAGAGGUGGUUGCCUGUUUGGGUUCUGCCCUGGUUGCUUCUGCUGCUCUGUCUGCUCAUACUCCCCGGGACACCUGCUCUGCUUAACUUCUGUGCAAUAUGCAUUGGUCAUAAUUACAGUCAGACCUUCAUUGGGAUGCUCCAGGAGAUGGAGUUCCUGAGCUUCAUUCCCCUUUCAGCAUAUAUUCCCACUUCAUCCAGGCCCACAUUGCCAACCUACAGAACAUCACAGAUGUCGAGAUCAUGUUCUGCAGUUGUUCAUGAAGAUCAGACAAAACCAUCAUCAAUGAGGGACCCCUUCAUUUUGAACCACUGCCAGGGGGAGGAGCACCUGCCUGCCUGGAGGCAAGAGUCAGUUGCCCUAUCUGACGCAGAGGUAGUGGAGGAACAGAUGCUGAGGGCUGGAAUACUUGCCUCCUUACAGGAUGCCCCAGAGGAAGUCAAUCCAAAAGUAGAAGUGACAAAAUCCUCUGUUUCUGCUCUGAGACUACAACAGCUGGAGAAGAUGGGCUUCCCCACAGAAAAAGCUGUAGUGGCGCUUGCAGCAUCAAAACAGCUGGAUGGUGCCAUCUCCUUGCUCAUAGAUGGUAGAGUUGGCGAGCAGGCUGUGGUGGUAGCCAAGGGAAAGAAGGCGGUGGCACCAAAAAGCCCUUAGGUGACUUAUGGUGACAUCAUCCGAAACGGAGUCGGAAACGGUGUUUGCUUUGUACGACAAACUAUAGGUGCAUGCUUGGAUUUUUGCUGAGCUUCAAGAUUAUUUUUUUCUGGGUUGGCUAGUUUUUUUCACAACUGUGCAAUCAGAAAGCACUUAACAUUAUUCCUGAGGAUGGGUGGGCGUUUGAUUUAAUUUCUUCUAUCAACAAUGGGUAAAAUCCAUACAUAUUGUAUUCUGACCUCCUGCUUCAUUGUGAGUGUCAUAUUGAGCAGAAUAAUGUUGCCCUGCCCAAAGGAGUUUCCAUAGUGUGUAUGUAGCUCAACUUACCAUAGCUAAUGUGUUUUUUCUUUAGACAAUUAACUAGUUCAGAUCAACAGCGCCUCUGCUGGUUGUAGCAUAGUAGUGCACUCCAUUUUGCCUCAAAUGGAUGAUUAAUUUCAAUCACCAGUUCCACACGAUCUACAGAAUUCUUUAUGAUCAGUCACUUAAUCACUUACUAUUCCUCUCUAUUUCAGAGUGAAUGUUUAUUAUUGCAUGUAUUGAUGUGUGAUUAUUUAUGUAGUGAUCCAAAAUGAAUUGACAUGUUUAAAAAAAAAAAACAGUGGACAUCAUUUUAUUACAGCGAUCAUUGAGACAGGAUUAUCUUGAAACGAACACAUUUUCAAGAAAUGAAAAAAAAAAAAUCAAAAUAUGAAAUGAUUACACGACAGCAUACAAAAUAAACUACCACUGACAAUUUUAAAUACUUUCACAAUAAGUUUGAUAUAAAAUGAAAAAAGGAACAAGUUGUCUUUUCAUCAUGACAGUACCGACAUAACACUGGUUCCAGUUUUGCUAUUUCCUCUGAGUAUGUGUUCAAAGUUUGUUUUUUUUUCCCCAGAAUGAAAAAAAACCAAGGAUUUCAAGGAUUCAGUCGAUGUGUAACAAAUGUAAAUGUUGUAUUUUAAAUCACUUUUUCAGUGUGCAUGUUCAUUGGGAAAACACAUCAGAAUCAUAAAUCACUUGUAGCAACACAUGUCUCAGUUUAAGUAGCGAUGACUUAAUCUUUUUAGUGCACUACGUAACACUGAGUUUAACCGUAUAAGAGAAGUACGACAAAAUUAACACUGGAGGUUUGUUCGUGUAGUUGCACAAUGUACAUGCUAAAUAUACUUAAAUAAUGACAUCUGGUGGCAUUGUGGUUACACUGAAAAAUAAUACAAACUGAAGUCUCUCAUGUCAACAAAUUGAUUACUCUAAAUGACCCUUAUUGCCCAGACGU
This is a messenger RNA of Dunckerocampus dactyliophorus (ringed pipefish), 2626 nucleotides long. RefSeq names its product rhomboid domain containing 3 (gene rhbdd3). NCBI's taxonomy places the organism in Eukaryota, Metazoa, Chordata, Actinopteri, Syngnathiformes, Syngnathidae. The transcript is spliced from 5 exons. Gene Ontology annotation, cellular component: membrane. Bases 289 to 1365 code for a protein of 358 amino acids. Gene Ontology annotation, molecular function: serine-type endopeptidase activity; protein binding. The record is from RefSeq and is a predicted model, not a curated record.